AUGACGUAUGAUCGAAAGGUAUAAAACUACCUGCAUGUCUCUUCAAUGCGUAGUUUCUGGCUUGUUUCGACGAUAGGAGACUAUGGGAAGAAUGCUCGUGGCGUUUGUGCUAGCAGUCAUGGCCCUGCUGUACGGCCAGUCUUCGGCGCAGUACGGAGGCGGGUUCGGAUCUGGGGGCUACAAGCAGGGCGGAGGAGGCUAUGAUUCGGGAGGAGGCUAUGAUUCGGGAGGAGGCUAUGAUUCGGGAGGAGGCUACGAAUCAGGAGGAGGCUACGAAUCGGGAGGAGGCUACGAAUCUGACAGCUACGGUGGUGGGCCCGUGGAACCUGCCAGCAACUACGGUGGAUACGGCGCUAACGUGCGGCCCAUGAUGAGCUCUUACGGCGGUGGAGCACCCAGUUACAAGCCCGUGCCAAACCCUUACGGUUAAUUAUCGUUCAUCUCUCCAAUGUAUGUUAUGCACGACGCAACCAUGACUUGUCUUAAAGGAGAACACAUGGAACGAGUGAUAGUCUUCAAUGUUCAAUAAACGUAAAAUAUUCUUGUAGAAA
Messenger RNA from Dermacentor silvarum, 551 nucleotides. RefSeq lists its product as uncharacterized. The coding region runs from base 83 to 430 and encodes 115 amino acids. NCBI's taxonomy places the organism in Eukaryota, Metazoa, Arthropoda, Arachnida, Ixodida, Ixodidae. The record is from RefSeq and is a predicted model, not a curated record. The transcript has 2 exons.